Molecule: messenger RNA, 5617 nt
Organism: Echinops telfairi (small Madagascar hedgehog)
Lineage: Eukaryota; Metazoa; Chordata; Mammalia; Afrosoricida; Tenrecidae
Gene: ITGB3
Product: integrin subunit beta 3
Exons: 14
Coding region: 58-2286 (742 amino acids)
Biological process (GO): integrin-mediated signaling pathway; cell-matrix adhesion; cell adhesion mediated by integrin
Cellular component (GO): integrin complex; cell surface; focal adhesion
Molecular function (GO): fibrinogen binding; fibronectin binding; integrin binding
Source: RefSeq, a predicted model, not a curated record
AACAUCUGCACCACCCGAGGCGUGAGCUCCUGCCAACAGUGUCUGGCUGUGAGCCCGAUGUGUGCCUGGUGCUCAGACGAGGCCCUGCCGGUGGGUACACCUCGUUGUAACUUGAAGGACAACCUGCUGAAGGACAACUGUGCCCGGGAUUAUAUCGAGUUUCCGAUCAGUGAGGCCCUGAUCCUGGAAGCUAGACCUCUCAGUGACACGGGCUCUGGAGACAGUUCACAGGUUACCCAAGUCAGUCCCCAGCGGAUUGCACUACGGCUACGACCAGAUGACUCGAAGACUUUCUCCAUCCAAGUGAGGCAGGUGGAGGAUUACCCUGUGGACAUCUACUACUUGAUGGACCUCUCCUACUCUAUGAAAGAUGAUCUAUCAAGCAUCCAGAGCCUGGGUACAAAGCUGGCCUCCCAGAUGCGCAAGCUCACCAGUAACCUCCGUAUUGGUUUCGGAGCCUUUGUGGACAAGCCUGUGUCGCCGUACAUGUACAUCUCUCCACCAGAGGCCCUGAAGAACCCUUGCUAUGAUAUAAAGGCCACCUGCUUGCCCAUGUUUGGCUACAAGCAUGUGUUGACACUCACUGACCAGGUGACACGAUUUAAUGAGGAGGUGAAGAAGCAGAGUGUGUCACGGAACCGAGAUGCUCCAGAGGGCGGCUUUGAUGCCAUCAUGCAAGCGACAGUCUGUGAUGAAAAGAUUGGCUGGAGAAAUGAUGCAUCUCACUUGCUGGUGUUUACCACUGAUGCCAAGACUCAUAUAGCACUGGAUGGAAGGCUGGCAGGAAUUGUUCAGCCCAACGAUGGGCAGUGCCAUAUUGGCCGUGACAACCAUUACUCUGCCUCCACUACCAUGGAUUAUCCCUCUCUGGGACUGAUGACAGAGAAGUUGUCUCAAAAAAAUAUCAAUUUGAUCUUUGCAGUGACUCAACAUGUAAUCAAGCUCUACCAGAAUUACAGUGAGCUCAUCCCAGGGACCACAGUGGGGGUUCUGUCUGAAGAUUCUAGCAAUGUCCUCCAGCUCAUCGUUGACGCCUAUGGGAAAAUCCGCUCGAAGGUAGAGCUGGAAGUGCGUGACCUUCCGGAGGAGUUGUCUCUGUCCUUCAAUGCCACAUGCCUCAACAACGAGGUCAUCCCAGGCCUCAAGUCUUGUGUUGGACUCAAAAUUGGAGACACGGUGAGCUUCAGCAUCGAGGCCAAGGUGCGUGGCUGUCCCCAGGAGAAGGAGAAGUCCUUCACCAUUAAACCCGUCGGCUUCAAAGACAGCCUCACCAUCCAGGUCACCUUUGACUGCGACUGUGCCUGCCAGGCCCAGGCCCAGCCUCACAGCUCCCGCUGCAACAACGGCAAUGGAACCUUUGAGUGUGGGGUGUGCCGCUGCGGGCCAGGCUGGCUGGGGCCCCAGUGCGAGUGCUCCGAGGAGGAUUACCGCCCCUCCCAACAGGAUGAGUGCAGCCCCCGGGAGGGCCAGCCCAUCUGCAGCCAGCGGGGCGAGUGCCUGUGCGGCCAGUGUGUCUGUCACAGCAGCGACUUUGGCAAAAUCACCGGCAAGUACUGCGAGUGUGACGACUUCUCCUGCGUUCGCUACAAGGGGGAGCUGUGCUCUGGUCAUGGCCAGUGCAGCUGUGGGGACUGCCUCUGUGACUCCGACUGGACCGGCUUCUACUGCAACUGCACCACGCGCACCGACACCUGCAUGUCCACCAACGGGCUGCUGUGCAGUGGCCGGGGCAAGUGCGAAUGCGGCAGCUGCGUCUGCAUCCAGCCGGGCUCCUACGGGGACACCUGUGAGAAGUGUCCCACCUGCCCUGAUGCCUGCACCUUUAAGAAGGAGUGUGUGGAGUGUCGGAAGUUUGAGCGGGGACUCCUGCAUGAUGAGAACACCUGCAGCCGCUACUGCCGGGAUGAGAUUGAGUCUGUGAAGGAGCUAAGGGACACUGGAAAGGAUGCAGUGAAUUGUACCUACAAGAACAAGGAUGACUGCGUGGUCAGAUUCCAGUAUUAUGAAGAUGCCAGUGGAAAGUCCAUCCUGUAUGUGGUUGAAGAGCCAGACUGUCCCAAGGGUCCUGAUAUCCUGGUGGUCCUGCUUUCAGUGAUGGGAGCCAUUCUGUUGAUCGGUCUUGCUACUCUGCUCAUCUGGAAACUCCUCAUCACCAUCCAUGACCGGAAGGAGUUUGCUAAAUUUGAGGAAGAACGAGCAAGGGCAAAAUGGGACACGGCCAACAACCCACUGUAUAAAGAGGCUACAUCCACCUUCACCAACAUCACCUACCGGGGCAGUUCAUAACCAGCAUCGUCUGCAGAUCAUUACCAGAGUCUCCCAGGAUUUGGGGAGUCUCUCCCAUUGUGUUUACAGAGACCGUAUCUGUGGGGCUUGAAGUAGGGUGGGAUGGAAGAAUGUCAGUAUGUGGAUGUGUGUGUGUGUGUGUAUAACUGUGAUGUAUGUGGGCACAUGUAAUUUAAAACUCGUGAUAUGUCCCCGAUAAUGGGAGCUCCUCAGCCCUUGUCCUCAGAAUGCUCCUACAGGAAUUCUUCCUGCCCAGCUUGAGGGUGACCCAUGUGGCUGAGCAGGUGUUCUUUACCUCAGUGAGAUGCCAGCUUACCUUGUUGUACCAUUCUCCCUGAAGAGAAGGGUGGCACUGAGGCAUCUCAUUCCCGAGGAAGGAACGCCAAGCCUCGGCUCUAUCAGAAGAUGAGUGGGUCUGGUCCUAGGGACUGCCUCUCAGAAGCUAUGGUGGAAACUACUGGGCUUUGUACCUGAGGUGACAUCUGGAGUUCAAUCACUUCCUCUCCUCUCGGGUUGAAGGAGUCAGGGGAUUGCCGAACCACCAGGGUUGCUUGUGUCUUCUGCCCUCACCUCAGUUUAGCCUAUAAGAGGAGCCCUUGCUACCUAACUUUUUGACUUAUUGGGAGUGAGGUUGGCAAGGCGCCCUGGGGAGGUCAUGCCUGACCAGGACCUCCCAAUUCACAGUCACAACCUUCGGGCUUGCCGCAUGAACCUGGACAUUCACUUAGAAGUGUGUUACUCAGAGAUCAGCACCAGCACCUUACCUCCUCCUUCUGCAUUCUCACUGCUGUACACGUUUGCUGUAUCCCGAAGGUCUCUCUGAAGACCCAGUGCUAUGGUUAGAGCCCGAUGCUUGGCCCUGGCCCUUCAUACCUUCUUCCCCCUGCCCAAGGCACCCCCCGCACACCUACCCCUGUGCCUCAGUGUACUAUAUCCAUCCAUGGGGUUAAUGGCAUUUAUCUACCUCUUGGGUGUCGUCUGAAAGAUAGAUCCAUGCUUACGGAUCUCUGAGCCUGCUGGGCCCAAGUGCCAGGGUGGAAUGAUGGGCCAGUUGUGUGUCAGCAUGUCCGACCCAUUGUCCUAUGGACCUCAUUUUAACUCCGUCUUCAAAAUCUGAGAGGCCACAAGUGCCAUUUUAUCUUAUUGUCACAUCUGAAACCAUGACAAGACUUGUUUAAUAUAAAAAAAAAUGUAUAUAAGCACACCUGUUUGUAAAUGCAAUUCUAUGUGUGCUUUUAUUUGAUAAUCAAGGAAGGGGGACCAUAAACAAUGACACAGACUUGGGCUGGAUAGACACACUGCUACCUGGUCUCAUUCAGAGUGAGCUGCUGCUGCAUAGCCAAUGGGCCUGGAAGGGCUCUGCCUGGAAGCCUGUGAGGAUGGACAGACGGACGUGCGGGGUCUUUCCUGAAGAGGAGGGAAACGGGUUGUUCCUUUUACUCCUAGCAAUACCUCCAUCACCAGGCGGUGUUCUGAGGCACAGCAGAUCUGUGUUCUUUCUGAUCUUGGCAUUGUCAUGAAGCAGCCUUGAACAUCAAUGGAGGCCAUCUGCCGUCUGAGGCUUCAUUUUCUAGUUGUCAGGAUCGACUUGAAUGAGUUGAUCUUGAAAGGUCUCUUUCAGUAUCCAGAGCCUAAGAAUCUCAGACUCAGAAGGAGUCCUGCUGCUGCUAUGGGAAGUAUUGGUGAUGGGAACCCACCAGCGGCUCUGCGGGAGAAAAGACCUGGCGAUCGCUCCUGUCAGGAUUGCAGCCUCUGGGGUAGUUCUAGCCUGUCCUCUAGGGCAACUGAGUUGGAAUAGACUCAAAGACACCCAACCACAAUCCCAACAUUCUAAGGUUUUAGAGCUUACUGUGACACCAGCCAGGCAGCCUCAAGAUUCUACAGGCUGUUGAUGCUGUUUCUCAGCUGGGAGGUCUGAGCGAUUUGGCUUUGGCCAGAGCCGAUGUCACUCAUUCUAUGUCACCUUUCUCAGUGAAAAAGCCUGAUUUCCCCCCGUCUCUCAGAACCCCUCUUCCAUUUCUGUUAGCAGUUACAUCUCCUGAUAUAGCAUCUGAGCUCCAUUUAGCUCUCCUUCCUUCCUUUGCACAUAUUUGUGUCUACAUGUGAGGGAAAAGGAGUUCAAGCAAAGUAGCUGGAGCUUGUACACUGCAUCCAUGUGAAAUCAUUAAGAAUAAACCACAGAAUUAAGAAUGGAGCAAAUGACAGCCACCGGCUCAUUCAUGGAGCUUCUACCGAUGGUUGGAAGGAGCUCUGGUGACACGGGGUUAAGCAUUGGGCUCCUAAUCACAGGGCCUGUGGUUUAAUGUUCUCAGCUACUCUGCAGGAGAAAGAUGAGGCUGUCUGCUCCCAAAAACACGGACAGUCUUAGAAACCCUAUGGAGACGUUCUCAUUUGUCCUAUAGGGUUGCUUUGUGUUUCAUUGACUUGACAGUAGAGAGUAUGGUAGAUAUAUGGGGAGGGGCGGAGAGGAUCACACACCCAAGGAGUUUAGAACCCAAAUAUAGUUUUUGGCUACGGAGACAUAGGAUUCAUUAGAGUAAUAGUGGGGCAUUCUCUUUAUGCAGGAUGGUUUAUAUGAAGAAACAAUAACAAAGGGGUGCAAAGUGUAUCCAGAGGAAGGAAACCUCACUAGGAAUCCUGUCUAAGCUUCAGGAAUGAGACUUAUCGGCCUUGAAGAACGGUCCUCUCUGUCAAUUGGGAGCUGUAAUCGUAAGAUAGCAUAUAGCCAAGCUUGGUGUCAUGUUAGAAGAACAAAAAAAUAGCAUUUUAGUACCAGACAACACAGCCCAAAUGAGCUAUUUGCCCAGCUCUUUGGGAGAUUAUUCCUGUCAGUCUGUGGACAGCAGUGGGAAAGUUAAAACAAUCCCGACUUCUGGAUGACAGGUUGCCACAUAGGAGUCACUUCUUUACCUCUCGGAUAGUCCUAGAACAUCCAUUAUUUUAACAUACACUUUUUGUUCUUGGUACACGUUCCUGGUUGCAAGGACUAAAGUGCCUUUCUAACUUGCUAGCCACCUCCCUGCUUGAGUUGUGCAAUGGUGCAUGAAAAAUGCGCCUAAAAAACCUGGCUGAAGGCAGUUCAGUGCUUCCUGUGUUACUUGUUUCAUUUGGGCGAGGGAAAAUAAAGUGUCAUUUCCUCCAAGAACAAUCAUGUUCCUGAAUGUUACAGAGUGGGGACUAAAGCUAAUGUCAAAAUUCAAUCCAGUUCUUUAGACUUGAAUAACAACAUUUUCAAAAUGAGUAGGUUGAUUACUGCUCUUAGAGUUGGGCUUUACUUUAUUGUUUUUUUUUUAUUAAAAGAUCAUUUUAUUGGGAGUUCUUACAGCUCUUA